AUGGCUGCUUCAGUCUCCACUAUUGGAGCUGUCAAAACUCCUAAGAGCUUGAAUGGCUCAGUAGUAGCAGGGCCUUCAAUUCCCAGUUCAUCUUUCUUCGGCACAAGCUUGAAGAAGAUUACUUCAAGGCUUCCGAACACUAAACUUUCCUCUGGAAGUUUCAAAAUUGUUGCUACCGCAGAGAUCGAACCUGAAAAGCAGACAGACGGAGACAGAUGGAGGGGUUUGGCCUAUGAUAUUUCAGAUGACCAACAGGACAUCACAAGAGGAAAGGGUUUGGUUGAUUCUGUUUUCCAAGCUCCACAAAAUGCUGGAACUCAUUAUGCUAUCAUGAGUUCUUAUGAAUACAUUAGCACUGGACUUAAACAGUACAACUUUGACAACACUAUGAGUGGUUUUUACAUUGCUCCUGCUUUUAUGGACAAGCUUGUUGUUCAUAUCACUAAGAAUUUCAUGACCUUGCCAAACAUCAAGGUUCCUCUCAUUCUUGGUGUCUGGGGAGGGAAAGGACAGGGAAAAUCUUUCCAAGCUGAGCUUGUUUUUGCCAAGAUGGGAAUCAACCCCAUUAUGAUGAGUGCCGGAGAGCUUGAAAGUGGAAAUGCAGGAGAGCCAGCAAAACUGAUCAGACAGCGAUACCGUGAAGCUGCUGACAUAAUCAAGAAGGGAAAGAUGUGUGCUUUGUUCAUCAACGAUCUUGAUGCAGGAGCAGGUCGUAUGGGUGGAACCACCCAAUACACUGUCAACAACCAGAUGGUGAAUGCCACACUCAUGAACAUUGCUGAUAACCCCACAAAUGUCCAACUCCCUGGUAUGUACAACAAGGAAGAGAAUGCUCGUGUUCCCAUCAUUGUCACAGGUAACGAUUUCUCAACAUUGUAUGCUCCUCUCAUCCGUGAUGGACGUAUGGAGAAAUUCUACUGGGCUCCUACAAGAGAGGACCGUAUUGGUGUCUGCACCGGAAUAUUCCGUCAUGACAAAAUUGCAACUGAAGACAUUGUCAAGCUUGUUGACACCUUCCCUGGCCAAUCCAUUGAUUUCUUUGGUGCUUUGAGGGCUAGAGUGUACGACGACGAAGUGAGGAAGUGGAUUUCUGGUAUAGGUGUUGAAGGAAUUGGAAAGAGGCUUGUGAACUCAAAGGAAGGACCACCGGAAUUUGACCAGCCAAAGAUGACACUAGAAAAGCUGUUGGAAUAUGGUAACAUGCUUGUCCAAGAACAAGAGAAUGUGAAGAGAGUCCAAUUGGCAGACAAGUAUUUGAGUGAGGCUGCUCUUGGUGAUGCUAAUCAAGAUGCUAUCACAAGAGGAGCUUUCUAA
This is a messenger RNA of Lathyrus sativus (Indian pea), 1314 nucleotides long. NCBI's taxonomy places the organism in Eukaryota, Viridiplantae, Streptophyta, Magnoliopsida, Fabales, Fabaceae. The record is from the annotation of a GenBank genome assembly.